AUGGCUGGAGAAAUACGUGACCAGCAACCAAAUCCUUGGAGGAACCAUCUUGAUGAGCCGCCUUUGGACGAGGUCCAAGACCGCAUACCACGAGAAGGCCUUGGACCGGAGCUUAACCGAGCCGAUAGGCUACACCGAGGAGACUUAGGCGAUCACCAAGGAGGGGAGAACCAAGAGACCGUUGGAGACAGUGACUCUAGACCAGAGCUUCUCCAAAGCCGUAGCCCUAUCCGGACUUACGAGGGCCACCAGUUUGAAAUCAAGCCGCGAGUUAUCGCUUUGGUAAAACAAAGUCAAUACCACGGGCUUAUCGAAGAAGAUCCGUUGGAUCAUGUCGAUUCUUUUGAAGAAUUGUGCAGCACAACUAGUGCAAAUGGAGUUCCGGGCGACUACUUGAGAUGCCGGCUCUUUACUUUUACCUUGGCGGGAAAAGCACUCAAGUGGCUCAAGUCUCUCCCGUCUCGCUCAAUCACUACAUGGAUGGAGUUCAAGAAAGCUUUUCUUGGUCAGUUUUAUACAAAGCAGCGGACUAGUUUGAUGAGGAGCAAGAUCGUUGGCUUUCAGCAAGGGCCAAUAGAGCCGUAUCAUGAGGGAUUGGAGCGCUUCAAGGAAUACAUAAGAGAUUGCCCACAACAUGGCUUCUCGGAAGUAAACUUGUGGAACACGUUUUAUGAGGGAAUAAGGCGCGAGCACAAGCUGUAUCUUGAUAUAGCUAGCAACGGGAACUUCAUGAGUAAGUCCAUAGAGGAAGCCAAAACACUGAUUGAUAACUUAGCGGUCAGUGAUAGCAAGAAUCAACCGAGCUAUGAAGAAACAAUCAAGGCAAUCAACGCGAGACCGGGACUAGUUGAGUUUGAGGAGCUGAAGUCCAUGAUCGCUAAGCUUUUGGAGAGAGAACCGGAGCAUCGCCAAAGCCCCCAUGAGAACAAGUACGGGCACCAGAAAGCGAACAAGGAGAUCAACGAGAAGAUACACUAUGUGUAUCACGACUUGAACAAUAAAUUUGGAUCGCUAGAGUCGCACAUCAAGGAGCUUGAUCUUCAAAUAGCAAACAUAGCCGGUACAAUCAAGAAACCGCUUGGAGUCCUCCCUGGUCGAACUGAGGCUAACCCCAAGAAGGAACAUAUAGCGGCCAUCACUCUUAGGAGCGGUACGCAGUUAGACGAAGUGGAGAUGCCACCGGAGCUCAUAAGGAAAGAACCUCAACCGGAGGUAAUAUUGGAAAUGUGGAAGAAGCGGCUGGCGAGCAAACAAAGACAAAUCUUGAGGAGAGCGCAGCGCCACCAACACCUACUCUGCGCGUAUAUAAGCCAAAAGUGCCCUACCCCGGAUCAGUGA
This is a messenger RNA of Microthlaspi erraticum, 1338 nucleotides long. The record is from the annotation of a GenBank genome assembly. NCBI's taxonomy places the organism in Eukaryota, Viridiplantae, Streptophyta, Magnoliopsida, Brassicales, Brassicaceae.